Molecule: messenger RNA, 1983 nt
Organism: Aegilops tauschii subsp. strangulata
Lineage: Eukaryota; Viridiplantae; Streptophyta; Magnoliopsida; Poales; Poaceae
Product: auxin transporter-like protein 2
Source: RefSeq, a predicted model, not a curated record
CCUUCGUGCUUUAUUCAUCCUCCCUGCCAGCAGCCAAGCACCCCGUUUGCAUCUGCAUAUAUAUGGCACCGCUCCCCCUCUUCUCAGCAUACCGACCUCAGGGGCUCUACUACACGCUCGAUCAACGAAACACAACGCUAGUCUACCUCAAGAACUAGCAGACAGGACAAGAACAGUCGAGUGACCAUGGCCGCAGCAGCCAACGAUAGCACCGCCGACGAGAAGGCGCCGGGGACGAUCGGCGUAGGCCGGUACGAGGAGAUGGAGCAAGAUGGCGCCUCGAGCACCGCGAAGUCGCGGCUCUCCGGCCUCCUGUGGCACGGCGGCUCCGCCUACGACGCCUGGUUCAGCUGUGCUUCCAACCAGGUGGCCCAGGUGCUGCUGACCUUGCCCUACUCCUUCUCGCAACUGGGGAUGCUGAGCGGCAUACUGUUCCAGCUCUUCUACGGCCUCAUGGGGAGCUGGACCGCGUACCUCAUCAGCAUCCUGUACGUGGAGUACCGGACCAGGAAGGAGAGGGAGAAGGCCGACUUCAGGAACCAUGUCAUCCAGUGGUUCGAGGUGCUGGACGGGCUGCUGGGGAGGCACUGGAGGAACGUCGGCCUCGCCUUCAACUGCACCUUCCUCCUCUUCGGCUCCGUCAUCCAGCUCAUCGCCUGCGCCAGCAACAUCUACUACAUCAACGACCGGCUGGACAAGAGGACGUGGACCUACAUCUUCGGCGCGUGCUGCGCCACCACGGUGUUCAUCCCGUCGUUCCACAACUACCGCAUCUGGUCCUUCCUGGGCCUCGUCAUGACCACCUACACGGCGUGGUACCUCGCCGUUGCAUCCCUUCUCCAUGGCCAGGUUGAUGGUGUGAAGCACUCGGGCCCGACCAAGAUGGUGCUCUACUUCACCGGGGCCACCAACAUUCUCUACACCUUCGGCGGCCAUGCAGUUACUGUGGAGGUGAUGCACGCGAUGUGGCGGCCGCAGAAGUUCAAGGCGAUCUACCUGAUGGCGACGGCGUACGUGCUGACGCUGACGCUGCCGUCGGCGGCGAGCGUGUACUGGGCGUUCGGGGACGAGCUGCUCACGCACUCCAACGCGCUCUCGCUGCUGCCGCGCACGCCCUUCCGGGACGCCGCCGUGGUGCUCAUGCUCGUCCACCAGUUCAUCACCUUCGGCUUCGCCUGCACCCCGCUCUACUUCGUGUGGGAGAAGCUCAUCGGCCUCCACGACUGCCGCAGCCUCUGCAAGCGCGCCGCCGCGCGCCUCCCCGUCGUCGUGCCCAUCUGGUUCCUCGCCAUCGUCUUCCCCUUCUUCGGGCCCAUCAACUCCGCCGUCGGCUCCCUCCUCGUCAGCUUCACCGUCUACAUCAUCCCGGCGCUCGCGCACAUGAUCACCUACCGCUCCGCACACGCCCGCGAGAGCGCCGUGGAACAGCCGCCGCGGUUCGUAGGGCGAUGGACGGGCACGUACGUGAUCAACGCGUUCGUGGUGGUGUGGGUGCUGGUGGUCGGCUUCGGCUUCGGCGGCUGGGCCAGCAUCACCAACUUCGUCCGCCAGAUCGACACCUUCGGCCUCUUCACCAAGUGCUACCAGUGCCCCACGCCGCCCAUCCCGGACGCCUCCUGGCCGUUCCCCGGCGGCCUCCACAACCUGACGCUGCUCCCGCCGGCGCCGGCUCCUUCGCCGGCGCACUUCUUCCGCCACCACCGGCACCACAGCCGCGGGCUCUGAAGCUUAAGAAGCCUCCGAGGUUGCUGUUCUGGUUAGCUCUAGUUAUUAAUUAGCGCUGCUACUGAUCAGUCUAGUAGUAAGAAAAACUACCAGUGAGUAGGGAGCGAGCUUGCUGUUUCUUUUCUUCUUUUCUUCUCCUGGAUUCAGAGAGACGGUGAUGACUGAUGUUUGUCUCUUGUUCUGUGCUCUGUGCUAUGGCCUGGCGUGAAGCAUCUAGCUGUUGCUUUCUGAAAGCUGAAUAAAAUUGUUGCUUAUUGA